Nycticebus coucang (slow loris) is the source of this 2268-nucleotide messenger RNA. RefSeq names its product transmembrane protein 68 (gene TMEM68). Bases 296 to 1285 code for a protein of 329 amino acids. Lineage: Eukaryota; Metazoa; Chordata; Mammalia; Primates; Lorisidae. Gene Ontology annotation, cellular component: membrane. Gene Ontology annotation, molecular function: acyltransferase activity. The record is from RefSeq and is a predicted model, not a curated record. The transcript has 8 exons.
GUCACCUCGAACGUGGCCCGGGCUGGCUGCAGCCUCCGCUCCUCUUUCUUCUUCGUAGGUUGCCUGCGGGAAACCGGUCGCGGAAUCUUUCCGCCUCACUCUAUUUUCCGCAGAGGCACGGAAGAGAACCCACCGCUGUUCUUGGGUGAAGGCGAGCUGCCCUUGCCCUCUUCUGUCCGAGAAUAUAUACAUUGAAGUUUGGGACAAGAUAUUUAUCCAACUUCUGUGUGAAAGUUAAAGACCUGCUAUGACCAUGAAGAAAGAAACUGAAUUUGUCAUUUUCGUCUAAAGAAAAAUGAUAGACAAAAAUCAAACCUGUGGUGCAGGACAGGAUUCUAUGCCCUACGUGACUUGUCUGAUUCACAUAUUUGAAGAAUGGUUUGGUGUGGAACAGUUGGAGGACUAUUUAAAUUUUGCAAACUAUCUCUUGUGGGUUUUUACACCACUAAUACUUCUAAUACUUCCUUACUUUACUAUCUUUCUUCUCUACCUUACUAUUAUUUUCUUACACAUUUAUAAGAGAAAGAAUGUAUUAAGAGAAGCCUACUCUCAUAAUUUAUGGGAUGGUGCAAGGAAAACAGUGGCAACUCUGUGGGAUGGACACGCAGCGGUUUGGCAUGGCUAUGAAGUUCAUGGAAUGGAAAAAAUACCAGAAGGACCAGCACUUAUAAUUUUUUAUCAUGGAGCUAUUCCCAUUGAUUUUUACUACUUCAUGGCUAAAAUUUUUAUCCACAAAGGCAGAACUUGCCGAGUAGUAGCUGAUCACUUUGUCUUUAAAAUUCCAGGGUUUAGUUUAUUACUUGAUGUGUUUUGUGCUCUUCAUGGACCAAGAGAAAAAUGUGUUGAAAUUCUGAGGAGUGGUCACUUGUUAGCUAUUUCACCAGGUGGAGUUCGAGAAGCCCUAAUUAGUGAUGAAACCUACAACAUCAUAUGGGGUAAUCGUAAAGGCUUCGCUCAGGUCGCAAUUGAUGCAAAAGUGCCCAUUAUUCCUAUGUUUACACAAAAUAUUCGAGAAGGAUUCAGAUCACUUGGAGGAACAAGGUUAUUUAGGUGGCUUUACGAAAAAUUUCGCUAUCCAUUCGCUCCAAUGUAUGGAGGUUUUCCAGUGAAGUUACGGACCUAUUUAGGUGAUCCCAUUCCGUACGAUCCAAAGAUAACAGCAGAAGAAUUAGCUGAAAAGACGAAGAAUGCUGUUCAAGCUUUGAUUGAUGAACACCAAAGAAUACCAGGAAACAUUAUUAGUGCUUUGUUAGAACGUUUUCAUAAAAAACAAAAGGACAAUUAGAAGAUGAUUUAAUAUAUUUAUAUUAAUAUGUUUGCAUCUAAGAUCCUGUCUUCUAAAUUUUGUAGGUCCUAUGCUUAGUAUUUUUUUUAAAUCAUGUUAAUAAGCCUCUUUUACGGAACUCAUUUAUUUAAAGUUGUAUUGUCAAUUUUGUUUUUGCAAUCAAUUGUGUCAAAUGGUAACUUGUUAUAUGCCUAAUCAUUUAGAAAAUGAUCAUAUUUUAUUUGUAAAUUCCUAAUAAUGUAUGAUAAGCAAAUAGUUAAGUUUAUUAAUAACAGCACUUUAGGUUAAACAGACAUUCCUAAAUAAUGCAUCUAAUUUCUGUAUCUAUUGCAGAGCUAAUUUAUGAAGAUGGCAUAAGCCAGGCUUUAGUAUAGUCACUUAAGUUAGAAGAAUCUGGUUUAUCUGUCUCUCAUUCCCGUCAUGAUCUUGGGCAAGUCACGUAAUGUUUUUGUGCCUGAAUAAUUCACUUUAAAAAAAACAUGAUAGUACCGUGCUAAGGAAUAUUACUUUAAGUUCUUUAUAUUUGCUGUGAUUGAUAACUGUUGAACAGAAAUUACAAAGGAAUUAAUUAAACUAUACUAGAUUUCUUUAGGAGUUGUGUAUAUAUUUUAUCCUUCAGAUGUUUAAAUUUUUCCUUCAGAUAUGAUGUCCAGCUGCCAAGCACGAUGAAAAAGAUGUACUGUUUUUCAAAUUCAAUUUUUAAAAAAUUAAGAAAAGUAAAAUUUCUAAUUAUUAUUUUUAGCUUUUAUUAUAUUUCUAACAAGGGCCUGAAAACAAACAAUAUAGGGUAUGCUGUGCAUUGUCAGCCCUAUGAUGUGGUAUUUUAUAGUGCUGGGUUAAAAAUCACUGUCCUUUUUGUUUUAUGUGUUAGAAGCUGAUUGUAGGCUGAGGACAGCAGAGCUCUCUGCUUUUACUCAAUAUCAUGGCUUAUUCAGUUUGACUUUGCAACCAGUGAAAUGGGUUUUUUUUUUUUUCAAUAAAAA